Messenger RNA from Paramuricea clavata, 164 nucleotides. The record is from the annotation of a GenBank genome assembly. Lineage: Eukaryota; Metazoa; Cnidaria; Anthozoa; Malacalcyonacea; Plexauridae.
AUGACUGUCCACGACUAUCUGAACGUCACGCUCACGAACGAUGCUGAUCGUGAGCAAAUCCUUAAAAACCUUCCGAAGUUGAAACGAAUCCCGUCAGAUGAUACCUGUCACUUGGUUAAGCAGAUCAGCGACUUCGACCUGGAUGUGAUCGAAGUGUCGGAUGG